This is a messenger RNA of Malurus melanocephalus (red-backed fairy wren), 590 nucleotides long. Its product is annotated as CCR4-NOT transcription complex subunit 3-like. The annotation marks the transcript as partial. Gene Ontology annotation, biological process: nuclear-transcribed mRNA poly(A) tail shortening; regulation of stem cell population maintenance; regulation of DNA-templated transcription. Gene Ontology annotation, cellular component: P-body; CCR4-NOT core complex. The record is from RefSeq and is a predicted model, not a curated record. NCBI's taxonomy places the organism in Eukaryota, Metazoa, Chordata, Aves, Passeriformes, Maluridae. The transcript has 4 exons.
AAACCCCCAAAAUCUGCAAAUCUCUCUCUCUCUGUCCCCAGAUCUGCUUUUGGGAUCCGGGGGUGCCCCGGGGGGCUCCGGGGGUGCUGCACCCGUGGGUGCUCCCGGGGGGUCUCUGGGCGAGGUCAGCAUCCCCCUGGCACUGGGGGUUUGUCCCCUGGGUCCCCUGGCACUGCCCAAGGAGCAGCUGUACCAGCAGGCGCUGCAGGAGGCUGCCUGGCACCACAUGCCGCAUCCAUCGGAUUCAGAGAGGAUCAGAUUCCGAGAGGAUCAGAAAUCCCAAUUUUUGUGUCCCAAACCCCAAAUUUCCCGUCCUAAACCCCGAAUUUUGGCUCCCCAGGGCACCAAGGCUCAGUACCUGGCGGCCAAAGCGCUCAAGAAGCAAUCGUGGCGUUUCCACACCAAAUACAUGAUGUGGUUCCAGCGGCACGAGGAGCCCAAAACCAUCACCGACGAGUUCGAGCAGGGCACUUACAUCUACUUCGACUACGAGAAGUGGGGGCAGCGCAAGAAGGAGGGGUUCACCUUCGAGUACCGUUACCUGGAGGAUCGAGAUCUGCAAUGAACCCCCAAAAAAAAACCCCAAAAAA